AUAAUGCGAAAUCACUAAGGAUGAAUAUGAUUUCAUGUUGGUUGAGCACAUUCUUAUGCCUUUAUGCCUACAUUUUUCUGAGGAUUCAAAAAGUAUCGAUAAAACUUGUACAUCUGUAGGCCCACAAUAGUCGUCGCUGGUUCUCUGACUGAAAAAAUCUCUGCUUUUCUGGAUUAUUCUCUAUCCUGGCUGACCCAGGAGUGUUUUCUCUGAUGAGACUGGAGAGUGACGGUGAAGGUGUAAGUUGAAUCGAUCACCAUGAAUUCCAGAUCAACUCUGAUUCAUCAAGGUCCUCCAAAACGAUACCAUCUUCAAACAGAGAGAAAAGUGCUUGAUGAUCAUGGGAAAGUCAGAAAAUGGACUUAUGGGGUAAAAGACACCAGUAAACCAAAUAAAAUUGUUCUGCUUGUGGGAGAAACCGGCGCUGGCAAGACGACUCUCAUCAACACCAUGGUCAACUACUUACUGGGAGUGAAGUUUGAGGAUGAAAUAUGGUACGAAAUCACUGAAGAAGAAGCCAGAGACCAAUCAGAAUCACAAACCUCUGAAAUCACCAUGUAUGAGGUCUGUCCAAUAAAGAGUCCCAUAUCUCUCACCAUCAUUGAUACUCCAGGAUAUGGAGACACUAGAGGACUGGAAAAAGAUCUGGAAGUUGCUGAGAAUUUAUCCACACUGUUUCAAAGCAAUGAUGGCGUUCGAGAAGUCGACGCUGUGUGUUUUGUGACUCAAGCGGCUAAGAAUCGUCUCUCGGACAGACAGCAUUACAUCAUCAGUUCAAUUCUGUCUUUGUUUGGAAAAGACAUUGUGAACAACAUUGUGUUUCUGAUCACACACUCUGAUGGUCUGCCACCCCAAAACGUCCUCGGCGCCAUUAAUAAAGCUAGAAUCCCCUGCAGACGAGACCACAAGAACCAGCCUGUUCAUUUCUUAUUCAACAACCGGCAGGCGGACGCCCGUCACAAUGAGCGACGUUACCUUCGUGCUCAAAGAGAUGCCUGGGAGGACAGCAUGGACGGCAUGAAGCAUUUACUGCAGUCAUUGGAUGAAAAGAACAGAAGAAGUUUAGAGUUGACUUCAAAUGUCCUGAUUGAGCGCAUUCAAUUUGAAGCGUUUAUCUCCAACUUACAGCUGCGAAUCGAAGAGAAAGAGUCGAAGAAGUCUGAAAAACUUCAGAUCCAGCAGGUAAUGAGACAAAACAAGAAAAAGAUUGAGGAACGUAAAAACUUCAGCAUUAAAUUCAACAAGACUGUCAAAAUGAAGGUUCCCAUUGAAAGCGCUUCAUGGAAGAGCAGGAAGGCGACGACCUGCACCGUCUGUGAGGAAAACUGCCAUGAGUUUGACUGCUGGUGGGCUUUUAGUCCCAGCAGAUGUGAAGUCAUGCAAAACGGCUACUGUACCGUGUGCACAGGGAAGUGUCACCACAGCAAACACGUCAGAGAAAACAAAAAAUACAUCAUCAAAAACGCGAGUUUGACGAUAGAUUUUGAUGAUUUUAGAAAGGAAUAUGAAAGAGCCCAAGUACAAUCCAAGAGAUUUUCAGUUGUAAUGGAUGAUCUCGACAAAGAUCUACAGGAUAUUGAUGACCAAAAGUCAAUUCUUCUGUUUAAUGCCUACAAGACCAUUAGGCAACUGUCUCGGAUCGCAUUAAAGCCAGACUCGGCCUUCACUCUUCAGCAUCUGGACUUCUUUAUCCCUAAACUGAUGGAGGCUGGGAAAAAAGACUGGGUCCGAGAGCUGGAGGAAAUGAGGAAAACCGCUGAAGCUGAAGAAGCCAAUAAAGACGCUCUGAGUUAUUUGAAAGCUGGUCUAACAAAACUUUUCAUUGGUGGGCAAUCACAGGCAUAGCGAUAAGGCAGGAAAACAAUAAAGAAAACAUGUGCUUUUGUAAAAAUAAAGAAAACAAAGAGGAUGCGCUUUCUGCCAUUUCUGUCGAAGUGAACUGGAGCAUAUCUCGAAAAUAUAUGAAACUCUUGUGUAUAGGCAACUUUGCUUAAAUCGUUCUUCUUCUUAAAUCUUUAGAAAUAAAUCUUUGGAAAGCUUGAAAUGUCUAUUAAAUCGAUUUGAAUUGAAAACAAAUGAUCUUUAUUUAACUGAAAAACAACAAACAGUUCACCAUUGUGUUAAUUCUGGUUGAGCCCUUCUUUAUUUUAUGUCCAUUAAAUUCCUGUUAACUCCUUUGCUUUUAUGUCGAUUAUCGGUGCGUCUCUUUGUAAAAACUCUUGUUAAAUAAAGCAACAAUAAAUACAAAAGUAAUUUUAAGACA
Pimephales promelas (fathead minnow) is the source of this 2263-nucleotide messenger RNA. RefSeq lists its product as uncharacterized. NCBI's taxonomy places the organism in Eukaryota, Metazoa, Chordata, Actinopteri, Cypriniformes, Leuciscidae. The record is from RefSeq and is a predicted model, not a curated record. Gene Ontology annotation, molecular function: GTP binding; ATP hydrolysis activity.